Rhinichthys klamathensis goyatoka is the source of this 2272-nucleotide messenger RNA. RefSeq names its product growth factor independent 1A transcription repressor b (gene gfi1ab). The transcript is spliced from 6 exons. Lineage: Eukaryota; Metazoa; Chordata; Actinopteri; Cypriniformes; Leuciscidae. The record is from RefSeq and is a predicted model, not a curated record. The coding region runs from base 386 to 1564 and encodes 392 amino acids. Gene Ontology annotation, cellular component: nucleus.
ACAGGCUGGGUUGCCGUCUCCUGGUUUCCUCUCCCCCUGCAGCUAGGGAUUGAGUAACACAUUGAUAAAACAGUGUAUCACUUAUCCUGAUAGCCACGGUUCCCCCCGGACCUGUCUCUCCUCUCAUAGAGGGGCGGACCAAUCACAGGCCUAAGGCUUGGUAGUUGUCCCUUUAAAGCACCUGUCUUCAUAACACCUGGCAGACGAGAGAAUUGCUUUACGCAUGCUCCCACUCUGCCAUCCUCUAUACAGACGCGCUGCUCUUCAACCAAAUGGUCUUCAAAUCUUUUCAGAGAUAAAAAGCCAGCGCAUCUGUGGAUCUGACAGAUUGCCUGAUCUUCACUAAUGACCGAGGACAUCGAAGGAAGGAACUAGAGGAGACACAAUGCCUAGGUCUUUCUUGGUGAAGAGCAAAAAAGCACACAGCUACCACCAGCCACGAUCUUUGGAGGAUGACUACAAAAGACUUGAUUCUAUUUUAGCUCACAUAUGCGCAGAAAGCAAAACUUCAGACGAGUCAGAGUGCUGUACGGAUGCUCUGACAGGCGACACGACUGAUGCUUGUUCACCGGACUCUCGCCUGGUGGAUCAAGCUGAUAUUUCCUCCAAAUCUCCUCUCAGCUCUGGGGGAAGCGUGUGCGACCGCUCGUCAGAUUACGAGGACUUUUGGCGACCUCCAUCACCAUCAGCAUCACCGGAGUCAGCCAAAUCUUUUUCACCCUCCGUUGAGGAAACACAGCCCUUCGCCGUCCCUUUCAGGCCUUACGCGUGGAGCAGGUACUCGGGAUGUGAAUUCAGACAGCUGGUACAUAAUCUCAAUCAUCACCACUCUCACGAGCGGCCAACUCCUCCAGCCUAUUACAAUGAGCGCGUGCAUGUCGAGCCCUCUCUAUUCACUGAACGAGGAUCUGGCGCAGGCAUUUACGGCUCCACUGCCACCCUAUUCGAGCGCGCCACUGCCUCUGGAUUUUAUGAUGACACCAGCAUUCUGGGAAAAGGAACUGAGAUCAAGUCCAGCUCCGAUGCGAUGUGUAGUCGUCUCCUGCUAAAUGGCGCAUACAAAUGCAUCAAAUGCAGCAAGGUGUUUUCUACACCACAUGGCUUGGAAGUUCACGUCCGGAGGUCGCAUAGUGGAACAAGACCCUUUGCUUGCGACAUCUGUGGGAAAACGUUCGGACACGCGGUCAGUCUGGAACAACACAAAGCCGUUCACUCACAGGAGAGAAGUUUUGAUUGUAAAAUCUGUGGGAAAAGUUUUAAAAGAUCAUCCACUCUGUCCACUCAUCUCCUUAUACACUCCGAUACACGACCCUACCCAUGCCAGUACUGCGGGAAGAGAUUUCACCAGAAAUCAGAUAUGAAGAAACACACAUUCAUCCACACAGGGGAAAAGCCACACAAAUGUCAGGUGUGUGGGAAAGCUUUCAGUCAGAGCUCCAAUCUGAUAACGCACAGUCGAAAACACACUGGAUUCAAACCGUUUGGAUGUGACCUCUGCGGCAAAGGAUUCCAGCGCAAGGUCGAUUUAAGAAGACACAAGGAAACACAACAUGGACUGAAGUGAGGAAACAUUGGUUCAUGAGUCAAGGACUUUACCAAACACUAUUGGAAAACCCGUCGGGACUUUAACAGGCUUUUUAAUUUAACAAGCUACAAAUGCUCAUUCAUAAAACAUUAAAUCAGUGUUUUAGAGUUGGCGACUAAUAGCGUUUACAUUAGUUGUAGAGCUGUUUAUGCUUUGUGAGAUUUGCCUACGAGUCAGCAGCAGGCCAGCAGGUCUGACAGCUUUCAUGGUGAUAUUAUAACAGGGUAUCUUCAUUCAAAUCAAUAGUCCGCUGCAGAAACAUGUCAGGCAUCGUGUCUGAACCCAAAAUAUUUUCACCAAAAUAAUCAGGGACGAAAUAUAACCGCCGCGAGAAAGGACACUGUAUCACCCAAAAUAUCAGCUGAAGUAGAGAAAAAUCACCGCAUCUCAAAAGAAUGUCACUUUGUUUUCAACGCUGCAAAUGGGAUGCUGGCAAAACAAGCACUACAAUGACUGCGAGAUUUCAUCAAUAAAAGGAUUGUUUGUGUACUAUAGCCCAACUUAAAUUAUUUGGCUUGUCGAACCAUUACAGUCAUCAUUUCUUCUUUUCUAUUAGGUUCGUUUUCUUUAGCGUAAAUAGAUUUACUUAAUAGGCUAGGCUACCCUGUCAGAUAAAUUAAAUUGACAAAUACCCUAUUUGUUUUAUAUAAUUUACACUAUUUAUUGAAAUAAAGAAAACUACGAAGA